AUGCCUCUCUUUCAAGGCGGAGCAGUCGAGCAACAACAACGACCGCCCCUCCCACCCACCGCGCCAAUGGACACAAACAGCCCGCAAGCACAGGCCCGCAUGGCCCUGAGCAUCGAGCACCAGAUCUCCGGACGCGCGGUCUCAGGCGAAGAGACCGAAAAAGAGAAAAUGAUCCGCGGAGAACUUUACCGUCCCUUCGACGUGCAGUUGGUCGAAGAACGCGAUCGGUGCCGCCGCGCUCUGUGGCGAUUCAAUAAUGCUUGUAACCCUGUCAACGGGCUGAGCUCGAAGGAGCAAAAUCGUCUUUUGAAGGAGAUUCUCGUCCCGCCUUCGGAUAGUGUGGCGAAUUCACCUGGAUUGGCCGCGCCCCGCUCUAUCGGGUCGAUUGGGCAGGGGGCUGUUGUUGAAAGCUCGUUUACGUGCAAUUACGGGUAUAAUAUUCAUAUUGGGGAAGAUGUGAUGAUUUCCCAGGGUUGUUUGUUUGUUGAUGAUUGCAUUAUUAAUAUUGGGGCUCAUACGUGGAUUGGGCCGAAUGUUACGUUGCUUAGUUCUAUGGCGCAUUCGAGUAUGCAGGAGCGCAAGGGCUCGCAGAGUCGGUAUCAGGGGAGACCGGUUACUAUCGAGGAGGAUUGUUAUCUUGGGGCUGGUUGUACGAUUUAUCCUGGCGUGCAUCUUGGUCGUGGUGCUUAUAUUGCCCCUGGGGAGGUGGUUAAGACUCAUAUUGUUGCUUAUGGCUUCCAGGGGUUUAAGCCUAGCUAUAUGUGA
Molecule: messenger RNA, 765 nt
Organism: Penicillium manginii
Lineage: Eukaryota; Fungi; Ascomycota; Eurotiomycetes; Eurotiales; Aspergillaceae
Product: acetyltransferase
Exons: 1
Coding region: 1-765 (254 amino acids)
Molecular function (GO): acetyltransferase activity
Source: RefSeq, a predicted model, not a curated record